UUGCCUCUGCAAGGACAGCACGACUAGUUCUGUCACAGCCAUGUGAGUUUAGUGUCGCGAUUCGCAUUUUCAUUUUGGAGGGCUUCAAGGAAGAGCACCCGACCAACCCCCCCGGAGCACAAGUACAAAUCCGUAUCUUCGCAUGUCAAGCCUCGUUAUCAACUAUUUUCAACCGUUUGACAGGCGUUGUCUGGGAUGCCCGGUGACUUUUUGGCGUUUUUUAAUUACCGGUGACUGUAUAACAGUGGUCUCGGAACUGUCACAUAGUCUAGGCUAUCAUAGGAGGCACAUUUGGUCUGUCAUGCAAUGGAGGCUCGGAUUUUUACCCUUUAUUUACUUAUCAUCGUCUGCUUGUUUCACGUGUCUCUACAGGGACAGCACCAGCGCAGACUGUACAAGGACCUGAUGCGAAACUACAACCCUCUGGAGCGUCCCGUGUUCAAUGACUCCCACUCGCUCACCGUACACUUCAGCUUCAGCCUCAUGCAGAUCAUGGAUGUGGAUGAGAAGAACCAGGUCCUGACGACCAACAUCUGGUUACAGCUGUACUGGACUGACUACUACCUGCAGUGGAACACCACAGACUACCCUGGAGUUACCAAUGUCAGGUUCCCUGACACCCAGAUAUGGAGGCCUGACAUUCUCCUCUACAACAGCGCUGACGAGAGGUUUGACGCCACCUUCCACACCAACGUCCUAGUCAACUCCACUGGCUACUGCCAGUAUCUCCCCCCAGGAAUCUUCAAGAGCACAUGCUACAUCGACGUGCGCUGGUUUCCCUUCGAUGUCCAGCGCUGUGACCUCAAGUUUGGCUCGUGGACAUACGGGGGCUGGUCUUUAGACCUGCAGAUGAUAGAGGCGGAUGUGACUGGAUACAUUGCUAAUGGAGAGUGGGACCUUGUGGAGGUCCCCGGACGGCGGAACGAGCGUUUCUAUGACUGCUGUAAGGAGCCUUACCCUGACGUGACCUUCACGGUGGUGAUGCGUAGACGCACCCUCUACUACGGCCUCAACCUGCUCAUCCCCUGUGUCCUCAUCUCCACCCUGGCCCUGCUCGUUUUCCUGCUGCCCGCGGACUCUGGAGAGAAGAUCUCACUGGGUAUCACUGUGCUGCUCUCUCUAACUGUCUUCAUGCUCUUGGUAGCCGAGAUCAUGCCGGCCACCUCCGACUCUGUUCCUCUCAUAGCCCAGUACUUUGCCACCACCAUGGUCAUCGUGGGCCUGUCCGUCAUCGCCACCGUCCUGGUCCUCCAGUACCACCAUCAUGACCCGGACGGAGCCAAAAUGCCAAAGUGGACACGCGUGGUGCUCCUGAACUGGUGCGCCUGGUUCCUGCGUAUGAAGCGGCCCGGCGAGGAGCGUGUGCGUCUGGCUUGCCACAACAAGCAUCCGCGCAACAGCCUCUCCAGUGUGGAGCUCAGUAUGAGCCAGGGGACCGUCCAGCCCACCAAUGGCAACAUGCUCUACAUUGGCUUCCGGGGCAUGGAGGGCAUGCACUACACCACCACCCCCGACUCUGGCGUCAUAUGCUCCAGGCUGGUGGGGGCAGGGGACGAGGAAGUGCUGCUACCCGGGGCCGGGCUGCCCAACUUGGGCAGCAUGGCAGGCGGCACCGGGGUGGGGGUGGUGAGCCCCGUGGACUCCGACAUGUCCAAGAUCCUGGAAGAGGUGCGCUACAUCGCCAAACGCUUCCGGGGCCAGGACGAGGACGAGUCGCUGUGCAAUGAGUGGAAGUUUGCGGCGUCUGUGAUUGACCGGCUGUGCCUGAUGGCGUUCUCUGUGUUCACCAUCCUCUGCACCAUCGGCAUCCUCAUGUCAGCGCCAAACUUCGUGGAGGCCAUCUCCAAAGACUUCUUCACCUGAGCGGGCUGUUUGUGUUGGAGGAUGAAAGGGAUGGGGUCACGUGUGUGUGUGUGUGUGUGUGUGUGUGUGUGUGUGUGUUUGUUUGGGGGGGGGGUGUACAUAUAUACACACACAAAAGCACACACACGUACAGUCUCACACACAAUCUCACAUAUACACACACACACACACACACACAUUCCCACUUGCACUCACAUGCAUUUAAUGUAUACUGUUUAUAUCCCAAACACAUCUUUAUCUAUGACUUAUAUCAGCUGACUACCCCACUCUUCAGUAUUUUCACAUAUUUUUCACAUACGUUACUGUAUUUAGAGUGGCUAUUAUAAUGGCACAACUUAUAGCAAUACAAAUGUGUUCAUCAUAUGUGGUGUGAAUCUGUGAUCAAUUGAGGUCUUCAUCAACAAUGACUGUGUAUAUUAAGUAGCACUUUGGGGAUGUUCCAGAAAGCAGGAUCAUUGAGUUAACCAGCUAGCUUACUGAAAUCCAUAUUUUUGAGAAAUAUACACUUGACAUUGGCAUAGCAUCAACAAUCAAAAACACAUAUUCAAGCUGAGCUAAAUUAACCAAAAAAAUUCAAGAGAUAUAUAUGAUUGUUAAUAUGUUAGCUAGAUAACUUAAGGAUUUAUUUGAUUUUAUCACAGGCUAUUGGAAGUAUACAUGGGUGAAAAUGUUUGUUCCAAAAAAGGUUUGGUGUUUGUAAUGUUCAUUCGUGUACAGUACAUGUAAAAUGGAAAAAGUAGUUUCCCUUGUUUAUGCCUUUCAAAGGAAAUCUCUGUAACGUUCAUGCUGAGUUUCUCUCAAUCUAAAGCUCGUUUCAUAGAUUUGCUCGAGUGAAUUGAAGAGACUGCCCCAAUUGCAAAAUGUAGAUCAUUUCUGUUUUCUUUCCUUCUGCAUUAUAAGUUCAAUUCCCAAGAGAACAGCCAUGCCAAUAAUAAUUGUAACAGUGUUUUGGACUUGUGAUUGUUGUGCUAUUUAUUCUUUGUUUCACUGCUUUGUGCCACUGACCCAUUUGACAUGCAUGGAACCUAUGACAUUUGACGUAAGUGUUUGGACGAAAAGCGUACAAUGAGGGAGUUCAGUGAUCCCUGGUGUCACCCUGGAAUGAAGGACAAGUUCUGCUCGAAUACUUCAGGUGUGUAUUCACCAGGAUCCAAAUGGGAAGGAUCUAACUAAAUGUGUCCAAUAGAAACUCUUGGUUUUUUUUGGUAACCGUUUUUCCAUUGCCAAACGUUUUGCAGCAGUUUGCUACGUUGUGCAGUAAUGAAUACACCCCCAGGUGAUAGCUCAAUCUGUUUGAAAAUGGUUUCAUACCUUCUGAAUAUGACCCUUGCUUGGGUUUUCCAUCGCCCUCUGUUCUCCUCAACUGUUCCUCUGGACUGUAACAGCUGUAUGGGAGCCUACCGCUCUUCCCGUCCACCUUUAUCAUUUAACCUUUAACCCUUACUUAACAUUUGUCAUUUAUGUGCACUUGCAUCCAUGCCCAGAAUACAUUUGGAUCCAUGCACAAAAAUAAAUGU
Messenger RNA from Oncorhynchus nerka (sockeye salmon), 3380 nucleotides. Its product is annotated as neuronal acetylcholine receptor subunit alpha-7-like. Lineage: Eukaryota; Metazoa; Chordata; Actinopteri; Salmoniformes; Salmonidae. Gene Ontology annotation, molecular function: acetylcholine binding; acetylcholine receptor activity; acetylcholine-gated monoatomic cation-selective channel activity. Gene Ontology annotation, cellular component: neuron projection; plasma membrane; postsynaptic membrane. Gene Ontology annotation, biological process: nervous system process; monoatomic ion transmembrane transport; regulation of membrane potential. The record is from RefSeq and is a predicted model, not a curated record. Bases 307 to 1863 code for a protein of 518 amino acids. The transcript is spliced from 10 exons.